Molecule: messenger RNA, 4308 nt
Organism: Oncorhynchus keta (chum salmon)
Lineage: Eukaryota; Metazoa; Chordata; Actinopteri; Salmoniformes; Salmonidae
Gene: akt2
Product: v-akt murine thymoma viral oncogene homolog 2
Exons: 11
Coding region: 54-1499 (481 amino acids)
Biological process (GO): protein phosphorylation
Molecular function (GO): ATP binding; protein serine/threonine kinase activity
Source: RefSeq, a predicted model, not a curated record
CCCCCCCCCCCCUGUGACCCCACCCUGACACCCAGCAACCCUCCGUCCUCAGCAUGAACGACAUCGGUGUGGUCAGAGAGGGCUGGCUCCAUAAGAGGGGAGAGUACAUUAAGACGUGGAGGCCGCGGUACUUCAUCCUGAAGAGCGAUGGCUCCUUCAUCGGCUACAAGGAGAAACCAGAGAUGUCGUCCGACCACAGCCUCCCACCCCUCAACAACUUCUCUGUGGCAGAGUGCCAGCUGAUGAAGACAGAAAGGCCCAGGCCCAACACGUUUGUCAUCCGCUGCCUACAGUGGACCACAGUCAUAGAGCGCACCUUCCACGUGGAGAGUAAAGAAGAAAGGGAGGAAUGGAUGAGGGCGAUCCAAGCGGUGGCCAACGGCCUGAAGAUGCGAGAGGAAGAGGCGCCCAUGGACGUCACGUUUGGCUCCCCCAGCGACUGCAGCAGCAUGGAGGAGAUGGAGGUGGCCAUGUCCAAGUCCCGCAACAAAGUGACCAUGAGUGACUUUGACUACCUGAAGCUGCUAGGGAAGGGAACGUUUGGUAAGGUGAUCCUGGUGAAGGAGAAGGCCACAGGAAUGUACUACGCCAUGAAGAUCCUGAGGAAAGAAGUCAUCAUCGCUAAGGAUGAGGUAGCACACACGGUAACAGAAAGCAGAGUCCUUCAGAAUACAAGGCAUCCCUUCUUAACGACACUGAAAUACGCGUUCCAAACACAUGACCGGCUAUGCUUUGUGAUGGAAUAUGCAAACGGAGGAGAGCUGUUCUUUCACUUGUCGCGAGACCGUGUGUUCACAGAAGACCGGGCACGGUUCUACGGUGCGGAGAUUGUGUCUGCGCUGGAGUAUCUCCACUCACAGGACGUUGUCUACAGAGACCUUAAGCUGGAGAACUUAAUGCUGGAUAAAGAUGGACACAUAAAGAUCACAGAUUUUGGACUGUGUAAAGAGGGAAUCACAGAUGGGGCUACCAUGAAGACCUUUUGUGGGACUCCAGAAUACCUUGCACCUGAGGUAUUAGAGGACAAUGACUACGGCCGAGCGGUGGACUGGUGGGGUCUGGGUGUGGUCAUGUAUGAGAUGAUGUGCGGUCGACUGCCCUUUUACAACCAGGACCACGAGCGGUUGUUUGAGCUCAUUCUCAUGGAGGAGAUCCGCUUCCCCAAGAACCUGGCCCCCGAAGCCAAGGCCCUGCUUGCUGGCCUGCUCAAAAAGGACCCCAAGCAGAGGCUUGGAGGUGGACAAGAAGAUGCCAAAGACGUGAUGACUCAUAUGUUCUUCACCACCAUCAACUGGCAGGAUGUGGUAGAGAGGAAGCUCUUGCCUCCCUUCAAGCCCCAGGUGACGUCGGAGACGGACACGCGCUACUUUGACGAUGAGUUCACGGCACAGACCAUCACCGUAACGCCCCCGGACAAGUACCACAGCUUAGACGCAGAAGACCAGGACCAGCGCACACACUUCCCUCAGUUCUCUUACUCCGCCAGCAUACGGGACUGACCUCUCUCGCACACACUUCCCUCAGUUCUCUUACUCCGCCAGCAUACGGGACUGACCUCUCUCGCACACACUUCCCUCAGUUCUCUUACUCCGCCACCAGCAUACGGGACUGACCUCACACACUCACAUGAGCAGGCAAGCUACCACAUGUUCAUACACUAGCACUGCUGGGGAAAUGGGUGUGCGCGUGCACACAAACUCACACACUCAAACAAACACUUGCACAAGACACACACACACACACACACACCAGGAAGUGGUGAAAACAUGGAUCCUAGAGCAUGACGUGAUGACUGACCUCAGCAGGCCUGUGUGGUUAGACUGGCGGCCCUGUCUCUCAUUCUGACGGGACCAGGUGGAACAGGACAGGGCUGCCCUUGGCCAUGCCUGCAGGACCCCACCUGUCUGCCCUCCACACUACUACUACACUGGGCACAUCAAAACAUCGACAACACUUUACCAUCCCUGGGUUAUGCCAGCAAAUACCACUCCACCACCAGCCAAACGCAUGCGGCACCUAUCCAACACACACAAACACUCUGACAAGCAACACAUCAAUCCUUCCAUACACCGCAGAUGAUUUUGUUUUUUUUACUACUGGAUAAAAAAAUAAUCAUAAUAAUCCAAACAAAUGUAGAAACACAUGAAAGAAGAAGAAAAAUAUUUCAACACGUUUUUAUUUUGAUUGUUACGGUUUUAAAAGCCAUAUUUCUGCAAUUUACAAGUGCUCUUGCUGAAACUUGCUGUUACAAGUCGUGUGGACUGUUCCUACAGAGGGAAAGUGGGUUGGAAGUGGGAGAGGGGUAAGAAGAAGUGUGUACCUUGAAGAGUAGCCAUUUCCCUGCUUGCACUGUGUAUAGGAAUGGGUUUGAGUGUGUUGAAGAGAAUGUAUGAACAACCAUUUGAAUUUCAACAUCAGUUUUAUGUUUAUGCAUCUGCAUGGAUAUCUUUGGAUUCUGCAUGUCGGCUAAACAGGGAGAAGAAAGGACAGCACAGUCGAUGAGACUUUUAAAGGGGAAAAGAGAGGUGGUGGAGUUGUAGCUUCAGCAGCCCUGUGGAUUGACUUGUUCCCCUGGUGGUUAGAAUGGUCAUGAGAAAAGAAAGAAUAGAAGAGUGACCACAGCGUCAGCCUGACCAAUCCCCUGUCCGGAGCCCAGUCCAGAUCCCCACAGGCAUUCACAUUUUUCCAGUAGCUGUCACUCCCUCUGAGCAGAAAUAUCCUGGAGAAUAGCUGUCAAUCAUUUUUUCUAAUCAUCUGUUCACUUUUUAUUUUGAUUUAAAGAUCUGUUGUUUUUUUAAAUAAUUGGAAUGUUUCCAUAUUUAAGGAUGAAAACGUUAUAAUCAUGGAUCAAUUAUUAUUUGUGAUGAGGCCAAGCUGGACUCAUCACGAGGUUGAUAUUGAAGGUUGUGGUUUGUAUUUUUAAAGUAAUAUAAGACACAGACCAAGUCAUUUGUCAGUAUGCUGGAGUAGGACCAUGUAAACAAGGGUUGGGGUCAAUGUAGGAAGUCAACGGCGUUAGUCAUGGACUGAAAUGGAAUUGACUCCAAUUCUGGUGUGAUGCUGUAUAUAAUGAUGAGAUGGUCUUGUCUCUGCUCAAACAAAGGGAGUCGUCCCAAAGGUGGGAGGGUAGUCAAUCUGCUUAUCGCUGUAUUCUCUCGUAGACAGAUUUUGACGGGAGCGGAACCCUCACAUGAUGCACCAGUCUUGAAUGCGUGCCUACUCCCCGUAAGGCAUAUAGAGAAGUGGUCACAGGUGAAACAACCAUUGUGGGCUCCAGCUAAGUGCUGUGACAUUUCAUUUAUGCCUUAAAAAAAAGAUUCCUUCACUCAUGGAACAUUUCAUUUAUCUUUGUUCUUGAUAUAAGUUGUUCCCCUUUGGUCCACCUAUUCCAAAACUUUGGAAGACAUUGUCUCAAUUAUAUGUUAUUUUAAAUGUGUUUGUGUGUAUAAAACAAGUUUAAACAUGUUGAUAUUUCUUUAGGUUGUUCAUUUCGAUCAUUCAUGUGUUCCUUUGUGUGUGUACUCAUGCACAGCAGCAGGUUGAUGUGGGGCAUUGUAGAACAGCUCUCGAGUCUGCUCUGUACCUGUAUCCUCCGUACCUCAGUGGGUUAGUAUAGUCUGACUGCUGUACUCCACGGCUGAGGCUAUGGGAAACAUCCCUCCACCAUCCCUUUUUGACUAAGGCCCAUAUUCAGCCCUGGUAAAUGCAGCUUCAGAAACGGCAGGACCGGAUUUCAGGAACAACCUCCCUCUGAUGGACCUCUCAUGUCGUCUUCAAUGUUAGGAUGGCCACGGGGGGGUGUUGUGGACCUUUUGUAAUGUUGACACUGGCAGUAAAGCCACACGUCUCUGAACCUUGUUGCUCUCUGUCUCAAUAAAUUGAACGUGCUUUGUCUAGUAGUGUGUACACCUAACAUGCAAGCCAACACCCCUGACCUCUCUUGUAGGCUUUACACACAGACAAUCGAUAUGGAACUCUUCAGUGGCAAUGUAAAUACCAAAAAGGUUUGAUGAAUGCAUCAUUUAUAGGCUAGAAGAGGGGGAAAUCCACAGCUUUGUAGAUAGAAUGUGAGUUGUAGCUUUACAAUGAUUACCUUGCUUCUCUGUAUUUUGAAUGUGAUCAAUAGUCACGAAUGUCAUAUCGCAAUGCUGGUGUACCAAUAAUUCUUAGCUUGUUUUUGAGUUGAGGUUUACCUGGGGAGGAGCUAUGUUUUUAGGGAGAAGAUGAUGUCCUGGUAGACAGCUUCAGCUCCCUUGUUACAAGAUUUUACAUUAUGACAAUUAUGUGCCAGUAAAGACUUUUACUGAA